Molecule: messenger RNA, 351 nt
Organism: Prunus armeniaca (apricot)
Lineage: Eukaryota; Viridiplantae; Streptophyta; Magnoliopsida; Rosales; Rosaceae
Source: the annotation of a GenBank genome assembly
AUGGGGGAACAAGCCACCCGCACAAAAUGUGCUCUCAUAAUCCAAGGAACUGGUGUAUUUAACACUCUAAACGCAUCCCCACACCACAUACUGAUACUGGCACCGAAGGAGAUCGACGAAAGCUACACCCGCAAAGCCAAGGAGCACAGGGUGGUGAUUGAGAAUCAACAAAGAAAGGCAGUCGUAGAACACAUGAAAGAGACUGUAGAGGAGACAAAAACCUCAUACCCGAGACAUAGCUCCGAGAAAAUGCACCUAUGGAGAGUGGGAGGAGCUGCUGACUCACAAGUAGCGAGAGGAGGAAAGAGGAGAAGAAAUGAAACACAAACAACUAGGAAAAAAAGGGAGUAA